AUGCCUGUCGGUCGUCUCCCCGCCGCCUUCGGGCUGGCGUUCCUCGGGUCGUUCAGCGUCCUGCUGCAUCGCCAUCUUGAGUUCAUGCCUCCCUUCCUCGCGAGGCUGCAGUCCUCGGGGCCCGACCCGUGCCCCUCACCGGACCUGGCUGCGCUACCCAUUCUGCACGAUCUGCAGACGUGCGAGGAGCUCCCUUCUGCGUUGCCAGAGUUCAGGACGGAGCUGUGUCGCGCACCUACCUCUUGCAGUGCUUUCACGCUGAGGAUCGCGCGCACGGAGUCGAGGGCUUGCGAACUUGCGCUCGUGUCGAACCUGUACGCGCCGAGCGACGAGACGCAGUGGGAGGCAUGGAUGGAGGCGGAGCGCGGGCCUGACGGCUUCUACCUACGCGUCGACGGGGCGCAGCGCUUCGCUACCGAGCGCGCCGUGCACGAAGGGUCGUGCGCAUAUCGAAUGGACGUCGUGCUUCAAAACCCCGGCCGCGUCUAUCUGACCGCUGCACACUAUUACGAGGACUACAACGCCUACAACGAGCGCAACGCAACCUGGGCGGAGAACCUCGAUCGCCCCCUCUUCAACCAGCCCAUCGAGUUUGAUGUCUGCGAUUCCUCAUGUCCGGCAUACAGCCCGCAUCUGUUAAACCCCGCGCGGAGCACUCUCGCAAUGGACGACGCCUCUCGCCUCACCUCUGAUCUUUCCUCGCCUCCACCUGACGCUGAUCUUCCGGCCUGCGACGGCGACGAUCCCAUUCCAGGUGUCUACGUUCCGCAUCAUCCGCUCGAUGCUCUUUACCCUCCUGUACCAUAUCCAGCGGGCCACAAAGUACCCGUACACGGGCGCUACCGCUUCAUCCCUGAGGGGUGUCGGUUUAGGCACGCAGGUCUGCGCUUUGGCGAUCCCUCUCUAUGCACGGAGCGCGCCGAGAGGGUACUUUUUAUUGGAGACAGCCAUGGACGUGUGGCAUACGACGCAAUGGUCCACCGUCUCUCCGGCGCGACGGACAUGAUGAUGAAGAGCGAGAAGGUACACGACAAGAACGCCACAUUGGGCGCCCUCAGCUUGAAUUUCGUGUGGGAUCCACAAAUCAAUCACGCGGCUACAACCUGUACCGAGCUUGCCACGCUUCUGGAUGAAGUCGAUGUCUUUGUCGUCUCUGCGGGCGCCCACUGGCGAUCCACCGCCAAAUUCCUCGCCGACCUCACGCAGUUCUUCGACAUGAUCACCAACUGCCAGCUCGAAGCUCCUCCAGCGCAGAUGAUCUUCCUCACCACGCCCGCCGUCGCACCACGGCAGGACGAGUACGUACAGAUGCACAAGGACAAGCGGACGAGUACGCGACAGGGUUACCUUGCGGGGAGAUCGGCGGAGUUGGCACGUACAUAUGGAUGGAAGGUAGUCGACCAGUUCGCGCUGACGGAGGCGCAUACUGUCGAGCUUAUGGCUCUAGAUCGUGCGCACUACGUCGCGACCGAUGCAAUUGACCCUAUUGUGGACGAGCUGAUACAAAAGGCAGGCGUGUGCGACGGCAUGUGA
Schizophyllum commune H4-8 is the source of this 1533-nucleotide messenger RNA. RefSeq lists its product as uncharacterized. The transcript has 6 exons. Bases 1 to 1533 code for a protein of 510 amino acids. NCBI's taxonomy places the organism in Eukaryota, Fungi, Basidiomycota, Agaricomycetes, Agaricales, Schizophyllaceae. The record is from RefSeq and is a predicted model, not a curated record.